AUGAGUUCUGUGAAGCUUUCGCGGCCAUUGCCCAAGCGACUCAUUCUUCUUGGAAGCCGGUCGAAGUCAACUCUUUGGUGUCUUUCGAGAAAAUGAUCAACUAGCGUCUAGUGGUCUGUAGUUCGCGAACUAACUAGUUCAAUCGAACGAAUCUUUUGAUUGAACUAAGUGAACUAGGUCAUCAUUCCUUGAAAAAUUCGUUCGCUACGAAUGACUGGUAUUACAGGCUCCCGAUGACGCAAUCGAACUAGUUGUAAGUGAACGAAUGAGAAAGAGAUAGGAGACCGCAGGGUUAUUACGUAAAAAAAACUAUACAACUAGCCUUAUGGACCAAGUAGGCUAGUGUGCAAAUGGUUCAUUACGGGCUUGCUAUAAGUGAGCAUGAAGUGAACGACAGCUAGUUGCAAGUUGACGUCGUGUAGGAAAACCUACAUAAUGUCAUAAAAAUCCUACUUAAUGUCAAAACAAUGCUAAAAAACGACAUAAAGCCACUUUUCAAGUUACGUAACGCCGCUGUCGUAAGGACAAAAUUGUAUAACUGGUUGCAUAGAAGUAAUGAAAAAAGAUGGAAAAACUUUUAUAAAAAAAAAACCAGGCAAAUGA
This is a messenger RNA of Acanthoscelides obtectus, 603 nucleotides long. The record is from the annotation of a GenBank genome assembly. NCBI's taxonomy places the organism in Eukaryota, Metazoa, Arthropoda, Insecta, Coleoptera, Chrysomelidae.